Messenger RNA from Centruroides sculpturatus (bark scorpion), 1064 nucleotides. Its product is annotated as exosome complex component RRP42-like. The transcript has 9 exons. Lineage: Eukaryota; Metazoa; Arthropoda; Arachnida; Scorpiones; Buthidae. Gene Ontology annotation, cellular component: cytoplasmic exosome (RNase complex); nuclear exosome (RNase complex). Gene Ontology annotation, biological process: TRAMP-dependent tRNA surveillance pathway; U5 snRNA 3'-end processing; nuclear mRNA surveillance. The record is from RefSeq and is a predicted model, not a curated record. Bases 98 to 943 code for a protein of 281 amino acids.
UUGGCAUAAUGUUCACGUGAUUUCAUAGUAAACUGAAAGCAUGCUUGUUCGAAACCGACAAAAAUAUCUUGUCAAAUGUUGAUACGUGCUGUACAAAAUGGCAGUUAGUUUAAGUGAAUCAGAGAAAACUUAUAUUAUUCAGAAUAUUCAGGAUGAUCUUAGGAGUGAUGGACGUAGUUGUUUAGAUUACCGAUUUAUUGAAAUUGAAACUGAUGUUAUAUCCAGUUGUAAUGGAUCGUCACACGUUCGUUUAGCAAAUAGUGAUAUUUUAGUUGGUGUGAAAGUAGAAUUAGAUGAGCCUGAUCCAGCAAAACCAAAUGAAGGAAGAAUAAAAAUUUUUGUAGAUUGUUCUGCAAAUGCUGAUCCAGAAUUUGAAGGAAGAGGAGGAGAGGAUAUAGCUGAUGAUAUAGGUAUGAUACUUGGUCAGGCAUAUUCCAGUCCACAAUGUUUGGAUUUAAAAUCUCUUUGUGUAAUACCUGGACAACAAGUUUGGAUUCUUUAUGUUGAUAUAGUAAUUUUACAAUGUGGAGGAAGUUUAUUGGAUGCUGCUUCUAUGGCUGUAAAGGCAGCUUUGUUUAAUACAAAAAUUCCAUCUCUUGUUAUAAAUUAUGAAACUGAAGGAAAAGCAGAAAUUGAUGUUACAGAGGAUCCAUUUGAUGUAAAAUCAUUGGAUACUUCAAAUAUUCCUUGUCUUGUGACAUUGUGCAGAGUAGGUCAUCAAUUUAUAGUUGAUGCCACUCAAGAGGAAGAAGAAUGCUGUGUUGCCAAAUUAGUUAUGGCAGUUUCUGAAUCUGGGACAUUAACUGCAGUCAGAAAAUGUGGUCCAGGAAGUCUGCAUCCUGAAAGUAUUUUAGAUAUUUUAGAGACUGGAAAGGAAAUAGGAAUAAUGUUAAAUGAAAAGGAGCUGGAAAAAAAGCAUGUGCUAUGUUCCUGCUGCCUGUAAAUAUGUUCUGUAUUGUUAAAAAAAAUAUUUAACUAUUAAAAUAAUAAUGUAUCUCCAAGAAUUAGCACCUGUGCCCAAGUGGUUUAAAGUACAGCUUUAUGAUAUAAAUGUUCUUGGAAAU